Molecule: messenger RNA, 2295 nt
Organism: Trichoderma gamsii
Lineage: Eukaryota; Fungi; Ascomycota; Sordariomycetes; Hypocreales; Hypocreaceae
Exons: 2
Coding region: 1-2295 (764 amino acids)
Source: RefSeq, a predicted model, not a curated record
AUGGCUUCCACGGCCACCAUUAAGUCUUUCCCCCUGCCGCCAGCCUUUACCGCGGCGGAUCUCUACUCCAUCGAUGAAGAUGGCAACGCGGCUGCAGUGAAUGCUGAGCGCGUAUCACGCAUGAACCGAACGACAAGGGCAGCGAGUCAAUCAGGAGCGCAUCCAGUAUAUCAGGGCAUGCAGAACGCAUCAAGAUCUCAGGAAUCAUUCCAGGCAUUGAAGCGGCCCCCGAAGUUGACGGGCACGUCGACGAGUAAAAACGGCAGCAACUAUACCCCUCCAGCAUCUCCUACAUCUCCCAGAUCGCCUACCUCUCCUAGAUCGCCCACGUCUCCUACUUCUCCUACUUCUCCCACUAGUUUUGCCCACGAAGGUAUCGAGGGCCCAAGGAGAAGGGCAGCUUCCACGGGAAACAGGAUGAAUUUGAAUACCCUUCAGACCAGCAGCUGGGUGCGCGAAAGCGUCUAUCAGUCGUCACCAAUCCGGACGGCGUUUAGGCCCGAUAGGCUCGACAGAGGCCCCAAUGAGCUCUUCAACCUCCUGCCCGGCGAAGUACUCGAUCUGGUCCUGCAAUCGCUGAAAGGAUCACAUCUGAAUUGGAACAGUGAGAGUUGUGCGACGUGUAUGAUGCGCGAUCUCUGCAGCGCCGCUCUUUGCAGUCGUAGAUUGUACAAACACGCCCGCGUAGCAUUAUAUGAAGAUAUCCAGCUCGUUGGCUCAGAUUCAGCCGCGCACAAGAAGAAGUUUAAGCAGAAUCAAGGCAAUCGCAUGAGCAUGCUGCGACGCACCUUGCGCACCAACCCGAAUAUCGCGUCCUUAGUACGCUCUUUAAAGGUGCCACAUCCAGAGCCGCCGUUGAAUUGGUCUGUCUCAAAGGGCAUGCUAUGGCUGGAGCAGUAUGAAGAUCAGGUAGCCACGUUGAUUAUGGCUUGUCCCAAGCUGGAGAGACUUUCGGGCCCUACACCAAAUUACGACCACUCGUUCAGAAAAAUAUUCCACGCGUUGUCAACGAGGAAGUGCUUGAAGGACAUGACUUGGGUUAUCGAUCCCGCGUCCACACCGGCGCAACAGCAAGGGGGGCAGCGGACGGACUCACCGUCCAAACGUGGACAAAGCGGCCCAUCGAUGCUAGAGCCAUCCCAAGGAGACGCCUUCCUCGAUAGCCAUCGCAACUGGUCCUCUUUAACCAGCCUGUCAAUACUCUGUCAGCCCGGUGCUACAUUGGCUCCCCAUAGACUCCUAUCAAGAACACUAACACAUCUCCCUUCGCUUCAGCAUCUCCACCUCUGCAACCUCCCACCAAACGCCUUCAACGACAACAACCUAUUAUCUUUACCUCCGCUCAAGUCACUGAUCCUCUCCCGCAUCGUGGGCAUCACCUCCAACGGCCUUACAUCUUUCGCCACUCGCAGCAAUACCUCACAUCUCCAGCGCCUCGAACUCCGCAACACGCCCUUAACAUCUCUUCCGGCUCUCGCCCGCAUCUUCUCCCAUCUCCCCGCCCUGAAGUACUUUUACCUCGCCCAAUCGUUCCCGCCCGUCAUGCCGGAAACCGACUCCUUCGCGCUCUGGAUGAUGCCCUACCUCGCCUCAUCCACCAUUGUGAAGCUCCACUGGGACAUCACCAGCCACCCCAACACCACCAACGAAGCAGACGACAUCCUCGCUCGAAGCAUCGAAGCCGGCGGCUUCCCAGCCCUCACCACCCUCCGAACGCCCAACGACCCCGAGGGCCGCUUCCAAGCCCUCUGCCGCCCCGUGGACCACAUCAUCCUCCCCAACGACCGCUUCCAGCGCCUCAACGCCAUGGGCGGCAUCCCCGCCUCCGGAUCCUUCAGCGCGCCCUCAUCGCCAAUCUCGCCCCUCCACAAAUCCUCCACGACAAUGUCUCUUCCGUUAACCAUCUACGCCACGCCUCUCCCAGGGACAGACCUCCAAACAGCCCGCCUCGCCGCCCAAUCACGUCUCGAAGCCGCCCACAACGCCCCUCGCUUCCGAUUCACCAUUGCCGCCGACGACGGCCUGGCCCAGACGCUUGGCACCGUUGGCUUCAUCGGCACGCUGGGCAGCAAGAUUUCGUAUCACCUCUUGCCGGAUGACGGGGCAGUAGAUGAACAAGGCGGGCUCGUGGACGUGGCUGACAUGGUGGGCGAUGGCGGGGAGGCUCUCGGUGGCAGUAGGGAAGGGUGCACAGGGCGAUGGAACCAGAAGGAAGGCGAGGUGGCUGAUAAGAAGGAGAAGGAGAAGUGGUGGCAUACUGAAAGGGGAAGAUGGCAGAGAAUUGAAGCCAUAUAA